Messenger RNA from Schistosoma rodhaini, 4177 nucleotides. The record is from the annotation of a GenBank genome assembly. NCBI's taxonomy places the organism in Eukaryota, Metazoa, Platyhelminthes, Trematoda, Strigeidida, Schistosomatidae.
AUGUCUCAAUCGUUCUCGAGUUCUUCUUCUUCUUCUACUACUACUUCUUUAACAUUAUCAUCUUAUACUUCUAUUUAUGGAUAUGUCCAAUGUAUUAGUCGAAUAUUCCUUAUUAAAGAUAAGCAUACCGCAUUUAUUAAAAUAACUUCACAUUCAAAUUGUUUUAGUCAUUCUAUAUAUAAUAUAAUUAUACAAUGGAAUGUAAUAACAAAUGAAGAGAAAUAUUUAAAAUUUUUAUUGAAUUGUCCGAUAAAUUCUUGGAUUCGGAUACAUAAUUUGAAAGAAAGUCGAAUAUAUUAUAAACAGAAUCGAGAAAGUAAGGUAUGGCUUUUUAUACCAGAUCAAACAUAUAUUGAAACAUUACCUCAUCCUAGAAUACUUUCAAAUUGUAAUCAUGUAUGUUGUUUGUCACAGUUAUCCCCACCUUCUUCUUCUCCAUCAUCAACAUCAUUUCCUGUCGGAUUAAUUCCAUCAAUAGAUUUAUCUCUUAUCUCUAGUCACUGUAAUGGAAUUUUUUUGGAAUUCGAACGAACCAAUCCUAAUUAUCACCAAGGGGUUAACCAACAUUAUUUAUUAUUGAAUAUUGAUAAAGUUAUUCAAUCCAUUGAUAAACUAUUAUAUCGACAAACUAUUAAACUAUUUAAUGUUUGGUCUUUUUACAUUGGUAAUAAUAAUGUGGAUAAUGAUUACUAUGACAAAACAAUGUCAAAACAAUGUAUAGAUCUUUAUGCUCUACUUAUUCCAGGCAUCUAUUCAUCAUCAUCCAUCAUAGAUAUAGAUGAUAAAUUAUCCAAUAUCUCUUAUUCAAAGUCAACUAUUCAAUGUCCAAGUGUUUGUUUUAAUUUUAAUGAACAAUUAACUAAGAAAAACUUUUCAUUAUUAUUACAUAAUUUAAAUUAUUUAUUUAAUUUUUGUUUAGCAUAUCAAAUUAAUGGUUUAAUACAACAUAAGAAAGUUAUACAUUACAAGGAGAAUAUAUUCAGAAAUCAAGACUGUACAUUGUCUGAAUCAUUUCAAAGUUUACUAUGCAAUUUGUUCAUUCAGUCAAGAAAUAUCAACUUCAAAUCAUAUCAAUAUGCAGAAGAUUUUAUACAAUUCCCAUUCAUAUCCAACGUACAAGAAAAUCAUCAAUCCUUCAAUUUCGUAAAAGACAAUAUCAUUGAUUUACACGAUGUUAUUAAUUGGUUUCAAUCCUCUAAAAAAUCGUAUAAUUUAAACAAGGAUUCUAAAGAAAUCUGUACAUUAUCAACAACAGAUCAGGGUUUUAAAUGCAUUUAUACCUCGCAUGAUACACAAUUUAUACCAUCAAAUUCAUCGUCAUCAUUGUCAACAACAACGAACUAUUUAUGGCAUGUUCAAGUAUGCGAAACACGCUUACAAAUUCAAUUACAUCAUAAUCAAUUUCAACAAUAUCAUCAUUUAUUGAAACGUUCAACACCGAUUUCAUCAAUGAUGACCGAAACCUCAUUAAAGAAUCAUUCAGAAUCAUCUUUGUAUGUAAUUGGGAAAAUUCUAUGGAAUAAUACACAGGGUUGUUUUUAUUUACAAACUGUACAUAAUAAUGAUAGUACUACUACUUAUAAUAAUAAUAAUGAAAAGGAUAAUACUAUCUUUAUUCCAUUGAUAUUUAAUAUGAAUACAUCAGAUGAAAUCAAUGUAUUAUAUCUGCCAUCCGAUUACAGUUUAAUAUUAUUGAAAGGUGUACAAGUAAUAUAUGAAGAAGAAAAUCCUGUCGAAGUAAUCACUUCUGGAAAUUGUGUUGAUAUGCCAUUUCAUUCAACUAAUUCAGUAUCAUCUAUAUCCAGAAUGUAUAUUUAUGCAAAACAAAUCAUUCCAUUUCAAGUGAAUUAUUUAUCUGAAAGUAUAAUGGAUGGUUAUGGUAAAGCACAGGAACAACAACAGUCUUGCACAAUUAUUCUUGUCAAUCUAGGUCCAUUAUCCUGUUGUUCUCAUGAAGCUUCUGUCGAUCCUACUGAACGUUCUUCCUCGUCCAAUAAACUAUUAUGGUCAUAUGUGUUUGCUGGGAAAUUCAUAGAAAAUAAUACUGUUGCAAUCGGUAAUGCUGAUACUAUUACUGCUUUUAAUAAUGGCAGUAGUAUCGAUUCAAAUUUGAUGCAUCUAUCAUUGACUGGUGAUUUAGCUUAUCGAUGGUAUUAUAAUUUUCAAAUUGGAUAUCAUUACCAACUUGUUUGGGUGAAUAUUGACAAUUCAACAUCAUUUACUCAUGACCAAUCACCUUUUCGGCAAUUAAUUAGUGUUUCGAUUUUAAACAACUCAACUCCUAUCAAUAGAGAGAAUCUUUCUUUGGUUAAUGUUGCCAAUUUAAAUGAUAUUAUGCACGAACAAUCCAACUAUCCAAUUGGUUGUUUAAUCAACUUUGAAGCAAUAAUUUUAUUUAAACAAUAUUGUUCAUUGAAUGGUGAUUGUAUAUUAUGGGUGACAACAUGUAGUGAAUUACCGAAAUCACUGUCUAAUUUCAAUGAUAUUGACAUAACCACUGUGUACAAGGUGAAUCUAUUCAGAAAGAUUAAAUCAGUGAAUAAUCUUGACCUUGUAUCAUUGUUCACAACAUCUAAUAAAACGAUAUUAUAUUGUAGAUUUACCAAUUUCUCACUUUCUGAAAUCAUUCCAAGGUCAUCGUCAUCAUCAUUGACUAGUUUACAUCUUAAUUACACUGAUUUAUCACAUAUCAUAAUCGUGAAUCAGAUGAAUACGGAUUCAAUGUUGAAUAAAAUUAGUACACAAUUGUCAGAUAGCUUGAUGAUUUCAUUAGAUAAUGAAUAUGAAAAUAGUCUAAUUGUAAACAAAGAACCAAAGUUAUUAAUAAGUAAUAAUUAUGAUUGGAUUGGUAGAUCUAUUUCUACAGGAUAUUCAAAUAUAGAAGGUGAUUUGUUCAAAGAGCACAUCAAUGUACAGGCUACAAUAACUCGAUGUUUAGAAUUUCAAAUUUAUCGUCUAUCUAACAACACUGGUGAUGAUCAAAAUGAUGAUUUUGCCAAUCUAGGCUUUUGUAUACGAUUUGUAAUCACUGACGGCAGCGGUAGUGCAUUGGUACAAUUGGGUCAUCCGUUUAUCAUGCCCUCCUCAUCAUCUGGCGGUGUUCCUUGUCAAAUCCUGUCGAAUAAUGAUUCAUCCUCAAAAAGUCCUGAAGAUAAUUUAGAAUUAGCACGUCUUUUAUUAGGAUUGAAUUGUUUAAUUUGGAAACGAUUAUGUUGUCAAUGGAAGCGUUUAUUAGAUCAAGGUGUUGAUUUAUCAUUCAAUUUUUAUGAAUUUACAAAUGAUAGUACAACUUCUGAAUGUAACACUUUGUCGUUCUCUUCAUCAUUUUCAUCUGAGGUCACUUCAAAUAAAAAAUACAACUUGGUACCAAUUAAAUUAGCAUUGAAGACUUAUUUGAAUUCACCGACAUUUUUAAGAAAUUGUCGAUUUACUCUGAAAUACAGAACUAAGAAUGCUUCACGUUGUCAUCGGUCCACCACAACAUCAACAUCAUCUUUGUCCAAUUCUGCCGAUCAUUGGCGAUUGAAACAGAUUAAUUUAAAGGAUAGUGAUAAUUCUUUAUAUUCUCAUGAUAAUCACUUUGGUCAACAACAAUCCGUUUACUUUGUUCUACCUCCAUAUAAACUGUACACCUUAUUAAAUGUUACUUCUCAUAAUGAUUAUUUCAAUGAAUUAUGAAUGAUAGUUUGUGUUUUGAUAGAAUGUUUUAUUUUUUUAGUGUUUUCAACAGAUUACGGUUUAUUUAUGGGUAGUGGCUAGAUAAUUAAAUAUGGUCUAAUAAAUAAAUACUCGAAAUGGGCUGUCAGAGUCAUUAAUGAUGAAUAUGGUUAGUAGUCACAUUGUAUUUAAAUAUCUAUUAUUCUUGUCUUGGAUCAGUUUGACCCAUUUUCAUUCAAAUAAUACUGAUCGUUUAGAGUUUUGAUUCUUAUAAUUCGUCUAACAACUACGGAAAUUAAAGUAAUCCUCGUAGUUCGUUUUUUUCUGAAGAAAACUUAUAUAUGUAUAUAUAUAUUGAUCAGUAUGGGGAUUUGUGGAGAUCCAGUAGAGUCCAAUCCAAUCCUGGGUUUGAAACAGUCAUCCACCUCAGACAAUCGAUGAAUGGUUGCACAAGAUCAUGGAUCGUUUGAAGUUAGACAUUAACACCACUGGUUGUCACCUCGAUGAUCUAGAGAUUAAG